This is a messenger RNA of Linum trigynum, 1425 nucleotides long. The record is from the annotation of a GenBank genome assembly. Lineage: Eukaryota; Viridiplantae; Streptophyta; Magnoliopsida; Malpighiales; Linaceae.
AUGGGAGCUUCCUCCAACGACGGUUACUGCGCCUCCAACUAUGCGUCUUACUGCCAGAAUCGCAGAUUCUCGAAGGAAAUCCUCGACAACGUCCAUGGCACCAUCUACUUGGAGCCGCUUGCUCUGAAGUUCGUCGAUACUGAACAAUUUCAGAGGCUUCGGGAUCUCAAGCAACUUGGACUAACAAACAUGGUGUACCCUGGAGCGGUGCACACUCGGUUCGAGCACUCGUUAGGGGUGUACCAUUUGGCUGGAGAAGUAGCUUAUCGUCUCAGAGCUCAGCAGGAUCCGGAAUUUCCCAUUGAGGAUUUUGAUAUAAAGACUGUGAAGCUUGCUGGAUUAUUGCAUGAUAUCGGCCAUGGACCAUUCAGCCACACUUUUGAGCGUCAAUUUCUUCCUCUGUUUCUUAAUGGCGCCUCAUGGUCUCAUGAGGACAUGUCUAUCAGCAUGAUAGACUACAUUGUUGACAAGCACCACAUUGACAUUGAACCAGAAUGCCUAAAGAAAGCAAAGGAAAUGGUCGUUGCAAGUACUGAACAUGGUUCUCACAAUAGUCCCACUGGAAAGCAGUUUCUCUAUGACAUUGUUGCAAACGGCCGGAAUGGAGUAGAUGUUGACAAGUUUGACUACCUUAUUCGGGAUUCUUGGGCUUGUGGAGUUGGCUGUGGUUUUAUGUUUGCGAGGUUAAUGGAAUCCAUGAGGGUUUUGGGUGAUGAGAUUUGUUACCGUGCCAAAGACUAUAUCACGGUAUACAAGCUGUUUUCGACUCGAGCAGAAAUGCACCGCACAAUCUAUACACAUGCUAAAGUGAAGGGGAUAGAACUCAUGGCUGUUGAUGCCCUAACCAAAGCAAAUGAGGCCUUUGGAAUUGCUGACGCUGUUCAAAAUCCUGGAGAGUUUUGGAAGCUGGAUGACACAAUAUUGAAAAGAAUUGAAGUUGACGAAAGACCAGAACUCAAAGAGGCCCGAGAUUUGGUUCUACGCAUCAGGAGAAGAGAUCUAUACCAGUUCUGCAAUGAGUUUGCGGUUCCAAAGGAAAAUCUAGACCACUUCAAGGACGUCACUCCGCAGGACAUUAUAUGCUCCCAGAGAUCUAGUGAUGUUACACUCAAGGAAGAAGAUAUUGCUGUGAGCACUGUCAAGAUCGACUUAACCCGUGGAAGUUCCAAUCCUCUUGAGAGCGUCAAGUUUUUUCAGGACUAUGACAGCACGGACAGAUUCACGAUACCAGUGGAGCGCAUCAGUCACUUAGUCCCUGCUGUUUGUCAGGACAAGAUCGUGAGCGUGUACGCCAAGAAGCCUGAACUGGUGGAAGUAGUUUCUCAGGCCUUUGAGAACUUCCAGAUGACUACAUAUGGGGUGAAAGCAAUACUUGCCACUCCUGAGAAGAAGAAGAAGAACCGCAAAAGGUUAUUCCCAUACUGA